Messenger RNA from Porites evermanni, 14751 nucleotides. The record is from the annotation of a GenBank genome assembly. Lineage: Eukaryota; Metazoa; Cnidaria; Anthozoa; Scleractinia; Poritidae.
AUGUUUUCUGGUUCAUCUGGAGAAAUAACAUCACCAGACUAUUAUAGUAGGACAAAUUAUAAAGACAGCCAGAAUUGCCAAUUUGACAUUCGAGUUAGUUCUGGUUAUGCAGUUAAGCUGACAUGGACUACAUUUGAUGUCAAGGGUGAUAUGCCCAACUGCUAUGAUGAUUACGUGGAGAUUUACAUUGGAUGCAGCCGAAAGUCCAUCGGGAGAUAUUGCUCUGAUAACAGCUACAAACCCCAUGAUAUCUACUCACCAGAUAACUGCUUGCGUAUUAAGUUUAGAAGUGAUGGCUCUGGAAGUGGAAAAGGAUUUUCUGCCCAAUAUUCUACAAUGUCCAAGUCAUUUUUCGGUAAAUAUCUAUUACAUGUAUACAAACGCAAAGAAGUACCAUAUCCAUGUCCGUAUGAAUUUAAUUGUAGUUGGGUUCAUAUUUCUGGGGAACUCCUUUACUAUAUUUAUAUGAUGCCAUUUUACCUUGUAUGGAAUGUCAGAGCAUGCCAAAGUGAUAAAUAUGAAAUCUUAUUUUGUAGUAGAUAUUUGCUGCUGUACUUUUUUAUAAGUCUUGUGCAUUAAAGCUUUUUGGUUCAGGUCCUGGUAGUUUAGGAUAACCAUAUUUAAAAUGACUGAUGUGUACAGAUUUGUUUAAUUUGAUUAAUAUUUUAUUUACAUCAUAUUCCUUAUUUCAGCUAGAACCACGCACAUAUAAGUAAGGAAUUUUAUUUUAAUUAUAUACCUCUUAUUGGCAGGUAUGGUACAUGUAAGUUAUAGGUGAAAUCCAUAAUCAAUUAACCAGUUCUUCCAAAUUUAUGUCACAUGCAGGCUGGUUAUAUUAUGAAGAAUUAGACAGGGGAUUAGAGUCAACCAGAAAUGGUGAAAUCUUUGUAUCGGUAAUAACAAUAGUUAUGCCCUUUAUUUUAUCUUGCGGGUCCCACAGUCUUUAGUAAGUAUCAUGAUUUACUUGCAGAAAAUUAUUGGUUACAGUCAUUCUUCUAAGACGGACACCUUUGGGACCGACGCUAAGUGUCCGUCUUAGAUAGAUGUCCAUCUUAUAGAGAAGCAAUUAAAUGGAGUAAAGAAAGGCAGGGACCAACUCUAAUAAGUGACUGUUUUACAGAGGUGUCUGUCUUGUAGAGGUGUCCGUUGAGAGAGAGUCGAAUGUACAUGUAGAUGAUUUAGGUGUUUUGUCAGGUGAGGAAAAGGUGGGCAUUAGACCAGGUGAUGUUGUGACUGGUAUUGAAGUCCAAUAAAUGGGUCAUUCCCUGAUCAUGGACAUUACAUUUGCAUGAGUGUGGUUAGAGAAAAAUCAUUAGAACAAAUACAAAACAAGACACUGUGGGAGCGUAUACUUGGGCAUUGUUUAAUUUGGCAUAUUCUAAUUUUUUGUGUGUGUGUGUGCUAGGGAUGUGUGAGUAAUGCACUAGUGUUGUAUACUGGACAUUGUUCGGUAUGAUAACUGCUGUAGUUUAUGAAUCAUUUUAAUUGGUUCGUGGUAGAACUUGAUUUGAAGAAUCAUAAAAUAGGUUUGUCAGAAGGGAUUUUAGGUGUUGCAGCGAGGUUAAGUGAUGCAAAACUUGUCCUUUAUUCACAAUGAGGACAAAAUGUCUUGACCCAAAUGGUUUGUUAAGAUCACUGGCCGUUUCACAUGCACUUCCACAAAAGUCAUCUACUGCAUCACCUGUAUGCUAUAUAAAAAGAUCUAUUACAGGCAAAACAGGCUGGAAACUAGGUGACCAUUUCCAAGAACAUCUUUGAGAUGUGGAAAGAAAUGACAAGGACGCGUCAAAACCAGUAGCAUGCCAUUUUAAUCUUCCAAAUCAUUCAAGUCCAAAUAUGGCAAUCUGUGGUCUCUCUCUUCACUAAGGCAACAUAGGGAGCCGCAAGAAUCAACUUAUGUUAAUUUGCAAAAUGAAAUGAAACAAUGAUAUUUUACUGUAAUUUGUGAAACGAAACGAAGCAAACAAUCUUUGACUACACACAGAAAAAAAGACUUGCUAGAUUCUAAGUAAGUUACUGUUGGACAGCACUUUUCUUUUGCAAUCUAAUCACCGUGGCCAUUUUGUUUCGUUAAAUACUAACGGAGGCUCAGUUGGUAAUCGACGAAACAAUGCUCUCAAAUUCUUUUCAUUAAAGGCCUUUUUCUGAAGUAUGGUCUGUCAGAUAAAGCGGACAUUGCUUUGUCAAAUGGGGUAAAUAUAUAUAUAUUUUUGGUCAAGAUAGUCUUCUUGUUGCGCUAAAUACCAAUGUCAGAGGCUUAUUUGGUAAUUCACGAAACAAUGCUCCUAAAUAUUUUACAUAACAGGCUUGUUCUGAAAUAUGCCCUAUCAGAACAAGCAACCAAGAACAAUAAUCUUAUGAUCCUCGAUCCUCCUUUAUUUAGAAAACAACAGUUACUAUUUUGUUUGCUUUGCUGUAAGCAUCAAUCGUGGAAAGAAAACUGUUCACGAUCUUAUAUAAGGGAGAGAAGACUUGCUUGAUCUUGAUCUUUGUCAAUUACUAAGCCUCCGGUGUUAGUGUUUAGUGAAACAAGACUGCUAUCGUGACCAAAAUGUUAGGAGCAGAAGAACAUUUUUACCGUUUGAUACAGCAAUGUCUGCUUUAUCUGACAGGGCAUAUUUCAGAACAAGCCCUUUUAUGAAAAGAAUUAGGGAGCAUUGCCCCCUUUGGCAUUUAGCAAAAACAAAAUGGCCACGGUGAUUAGAUUGCAAAUGAAAUGUGCUGCCCAACUUGGACUUACUUAGAAUCUAGCAAGUCGUUUUACUCUUUGUGGUCUAAGAUUGUUUCGUUUUGCAAAUUACCUUAAGCUGCAAGAAUCUAAAUGUGCUGCCCAACUUAGACUUACUUAGAAUCUAGCAAGUCUUUUUACUGUUUGUGGUCUAAGAUUGUUUCGUUUUGCAAAUUACCUUAUUAAGCUGCAAGAAUCUAGACCAUGCUUCAGUUGUUCAAAAGAUGGAUAGCCCUAUCCACUGGAUAAGUCACUGUCCAGUGGAGAAGUGUUAGGGGAAGCCAAUUGUGCGAUCCAGUGGAUAGAAAUUUACCCAGUGGAUAGCAUUAUCCACCUUUUGAACGAACCUUUCAAAUAGGUUUGGUAGGUUUUGGAUAGGUUUGACACUUGGUUUAUUAAAUAAAUUAGAGUAUCUUUCAGUUCCACAUUAUUCUCAAAUUUUAGACACUGUAAGCAAUUUGGAAGUUUCCACAGAGCUAUAUUGACCAUUUGAUAUGUUUCCUUUAUAAGAUGAAAUAACUUACACUAGACAUUUUUGUUGACUAUUGUAUUAUUAUUAUUAAUAAUGUUGUCCUUAUAAUAAUUCACUGUUGUCUCCGAUAAGAUUCUAAGCGCUCUCUUCAACUCCAUAAUAAUAUUCAGCAAUGCUGAAUUUACGUUAUUAUUGUUGUACAACAAAUUAAUAUAAGAACCAGGCUUUCUUGGCAAUUAUUAAAGAGCUUCCUGCAUUUAUUGUUGUCAUGAUGUAGCAUCCAUGAAAGUAACAUCCAUGAAGUAUGAUAGAUUUAACAUCAGUUUUUUUUUGCGUCCUUUUGGAACUGAUUGGUUUUGUUGUCACAGAUGUAUAUAUGUUACUUGGUCAAAUAAAAAAGCAUCUUUGUUAUUUUUGGUAUUGGGCUUAGACUAAAGCUGUGAGAGAAAAAAAUUCCUUUAAAUUUCAUGGACGUUAUGUGACGUCCAUGUCAAUAGUUUUUUCAGUUACUGAUUUCUCCGAAAAAAUGUAAUUUGAAAAUACUGUGGUUUUUAAUGGAGAGCUAUGGUUAAACUAAAUACUUCAUGUUACAUUUGAUCUUCAUUGAACUCAGUUGUUUGAAUUGUGGUUAAAAGAUUAUUGCAUUCAUUAUUACCGGAAUAUGAGUCUUUUGGUAGUUGCUUACUUUGGUCACCCACUUCAGUAUCGAAUGGUGGAUCUGCACUUAUGUCCUGAUGAUUUUUGAAACUUCAGUCCUCUAUUGGCCAUGCCCUUAAAAUCCCCAAGUAGUUUAUUUCAAAAAUGGAGUGGACCAAUUAUACAUUUUGUAUGAUCAGAGAAGUAAAGGAUUAAGUAGAUGUGUCUGUUGAGAAUUGUACUAAGUGCUGGUUCUUGGUAAAACAAAUAAUUAUCACUGAUGUUUAAAAACUUGUUUCCAAGGUUGGUUUUGACUAUGGAAUCUCAUGGAGGUUUCUUAUUCCAGUUCAUGGAAACAGUGCAAUGUCAUGUGCAUGUUUGAUCAAAAUGAUUAGUUUUGGGGGUUUUAAAAUUAAUAUGUGGGCAAUCCAUUUGAAUGGUUACAUAUCUUAAAGAUUCUCUGUUUAUGAUAAAUUGAUUACUUCUGAAUUGUUUAUUUAUUGAUUUAUUUAUCAUUUUUGUAUUAUUUUUCAGGUUUUUGCUCUCCAGAGUAUAAUCCUCACACAAUGUAUUCAAAUUCUGGAAUCAUAAAUUCCAAAUUUUGGCCCCAAAGUUAUCUAUCUUAUCAAGACUGUUAUUGGAAGAUUGACGUUGGAGACAACAAGGCAAUUAAAAUUGCUUUCAUGGACUUUGAUCUGGAGUUUGAUUAUAGAUGUGAUAAUGACAAAGUCAAAGUAAAAGGUGAGAAAAGGACACCUUUGUAUUAACUGGUAUUAAUUAUAAUAGAAGAGAGGUGUCAUUUUAAUGGUUGCUUUAUUUUUAUUAGGAGGAGGGGGCAGGGUGCAAAGAAAAUCAUUUUUACAGCUUGUCAUUCGGGCAAGCUGAAGCUAUCAUUUACUAGCCCAGACGUCAUUUCAAUUAGUCCCAAAAGCUUUUUGAUGAGCAGAAUUGAUUUCACAGUUCUUCUGUUAUUUGAAUUCCUCAAAAAACAUCACUUGCCUGUUGGGCAAGUUAAAAACAGAAUUCACUAGCCCGUUAGCAAAAUCCACUAACCCUGGGCUAUCGGACACUCCUUGCUAUGCAUGCUGAUGGGGGGCAGGGUCAGAAAAGAAGUCAGUUUCACAGGUACAGCUUACCCAAAAGGUAAGCUGUACAAUGCAGCAAAUGCAGCAAAACCUGAGAGUUGUUUUAACUAGGCCCCCCCCCACUGCCCCCCAAAGCUUUGUUCCUGCGUUGUGUAAGGUCUCUAUUGAUCACCUAUUUGAUAACCUUGAGUCCGGAAAAAUAAAUUAUUUCUAUUAUUGUUUUGGAAAAAGUCUUGAUUUUUGGAUCCCAAAAUAUGUAUGAAAUCUUGAUUUGACACUCAUCUAAGGUGGCCGCCUGUGACGCAAAGCACUCGAUCUUGACAAUCUUAUCGAAAAAUAAGGGACUGUGGACAGUCUAAUGUUUCACAGUAACAAUUAAUGGUAGUGUUCAUUGUACUUUUGGGUAUUUGUUUUUCAGGGGGGAGCAGUUCCAGAUCAUAUGGUUCAUCCAACACUGUUAAAAGCUCAAUGUGUGGUUCAAAGAGUCCAUUCUACUUCACCUCAUCAUAUGAUAAAAUCUGGAUCAGAUUUAAAUCCGACAGCAGUAAACAAUACCGUGGUUUUGUUGCUGGUUAUGUCCUUUACAACUCAAGUAGGUCCCACAAAUACGAUAAUAAUGUCACUUUUAAAUAGAGGGUGGCAAUGUGACCAAACGUUUGACAAGACCUUGGAAAAUUUUAAACCAGAGAUUAUGCAAUUCACAUAUACAUGUACAAUGCAACCCUUCAAUUUUACCUUUACUUAAAGGACACAAUACUUGAGUAACCUUACAUUAGUUUUUCUUUCCUUACUGGCCCUUAAGCCUUGAAGGCUUGUCACAAUCAUUGUGUUUUCUUUAUCCUUUAUUGUUUAAAGCCGUUUAAUUGAGUCAAAUCAUUGACACUUUGACUUUAUCUAAGGGCUGUCCAUGAUUAAUAUACCAAAAUUGUGUUGCUGUUUUUUUUAAAUGAAAUUUGGUGGGGAUGGUUGUUGAGAUAAAAAUAAUGCUCUUGUCGGACCAAAAAGGUGCAAUCUAUUUGGUCAAUUUUGUGGUAUUAAAAUUUUGCCCAGAAUCCUGUGAUGUUUUUCCUGUAAUGCACAGUAAUUUUAAUUAGGUGUUGGGGUCAUGUCUUGUGCACAAGAUAAACACACAGAUAGAUAGAUGAAAAGCAAGAAAAAUAUGGAAUUCUAUUACAGCAAAAUAUCCUUCAUCACCAACAGUUUCUUUUUUUUUGACAUUUGCUGUUAUUCACUGCCUUGUUUUGAUAACGAUGCAAAAUAAAUUGUUCCAUAAAUUGGGGGAGGGUGGUAGCCCUGCUCACAGUAGCCCUGAUCACUGCCGUUUGCCAAGUAUGAAUGUUUUUGGCCUUGUGGAACUUGGUCGAAAGCAGCUGGUUUUCCCAGGCAAUAAUUUUUACUCUGGCAUAUUUGAUAGAGUGACCUGUGAGCUUAGUAUGUUAGGACACAGCAGACGUUCAUACUCGGCUUUUAUAGUUGUUGGUGAUGAAUAUUUGGCUGUAAUAUCAUAUCCCAGUGGCCGAACCAAAUCUUUAUUUUUUUUAUUAUCAUUGUGAUUGUUAUUAUCAUUAUCAGUAUCGUUAUCAUUUUUCAGUAUCAGUAUCAGUAUCAGUAUUAUUAUUAUUAUUAUUAUUAUUAUUAUUAUUAUUAUUAUUAGAUUCUAGCAUCUCAGGCUUAAAGGGUUUACAUUGCCUCGUCAAUUAUGCUUGGGAGCAUAGCAUUAAGCAGCCCUUACUUGAGUCCCGAAAUGGACAAAACUUUCCGUAAUAGCCCAGCUGUUCCUCACAGAGCGGUUUUGUGGAUCACUUCUAUUCUGUUGGUAAAAUUAAGCUUUCCCAUGUAUUCCUCAAACAUAUCGGAUACAGCUACCGAUGUUCCGUUCACAAUUGGAACAACUGUCACUUUCGUCAGCUUCCACAACUUUCCUAUCUCUUCGCAAUGAAGUUGGUACUUCUCUGUUUUCUCCAGUUUUUUGUCUUUUACUUGUACAUCUCCACAGAUAGCAUGUUGAUUAUCUUGGCCUCCGUUGCCAAAGAUGAUGUCUGGCCUUCUAGCUUCAUCCAUCCUAUCACACUGUACAUUGAAAUCCCACAGAACUUUAAAACCCGUAUUUUUUACCACUUGUAAAUGUUUGUACCACCGAUCUGCCCAUUCCAGUUUGGCCUUCCCACACAGUUUCCAAUGCACAAACCGUGAUUAUUCUUGUUAUCAUUGUCAUUAUUAUGAUUAUUAUUAUUAUAUUCUCGUCAAGUUUUCCUGCUCUCCAUCCCUUGUAGCUGGAUUCAAGCAGUGUACCUGGGACGUUAUAGGGGAAGAAGUCACUUGAGCAACAGUACUUUCCUUUGUAUGUGGGCUGUUCCAAUCAUUGUGAUUUCCUGGAUUUAAUUGGUGCUAAUGUUACCCGGGAUUCUACUAAUGACGUUGUCUAGUCUCUUCUUAGUAAGCCCUAGGGCUCCAACGACCACUGGUAUUGUUUCUGUUUUCAUACCCCACAUCCUAUUGACUUCAAUUUCCAAAUCUUUAUACUUGGACAACUUCUCUGUGAAUUUUGCUGAGGUGUUACUUUCAGAUGAAACUGAUAUGUCAGUGAGCAUGCACCUUCUUUCUUUCUUGUCUUUGACCACAAUGUCGGAUCUGUUGGCUUUUAUUUCCCUGUCGGUGUGCAGAGGCAUAUCCCAGUGUGUUGUGACCUCGCUCUUAUCGGUUACUGUUGUUGGCUGGUGUUCAUACCACUUCUCAGUUGUAUCGAUUUCAUAACCUCUGCAGAUCUUCCAAUGAAUGUCUGCUGCUGUCUUGUUAUGCUGAUAAAUGUACUCUGUUUUCGCUAAUACAGGGCACCCCGAGACAAUGUGAUCAAUAGACUCUUCAGAUAUUCCGCAGAUCCUGCAGUGAGAGCGGAUAAGUGAUAAGAGCAGGUAGCUAGGCUCAAAUCUUGUGCUUCAAUCAUAAGGCCUUCGGUUUCACCUUUGAGACCGGUACCUCUUAACCAUUGAUUUGUUUUCAUGUUGAUCUACAUCAGUGUCUUUCAACCUUUUAGGGUACUUUGUGCGCAUCAUCUUUUCCUCCCAAGAUUCUUGUAGUUUUUGCUGGCCAUGGUGUUUUGCCAUUUUCUCUAAUCGUUUCUUGUAAGUGGUUACCACCUCAGUUUCAUCUUUUGAGAUUUCUGGUAUACUAAGCUCUUUGCAAAAUUUUGCUGCUUUCCUUUGUUACGGAGUAAAGUUUCUUUCUCUGUUCAUGGUAUUUUACUAUUUGGAGGAGGGGGUCAUUGUUACCAGUCAAGUAUGCAUUCAGCCCUAUGGUGGUGGUUUUAAGGGACAAUUUGAGCUGGAAAAGGCCGCGUCCUCCAGAUGUUCUUGGAAGGUAAAGCCUGUCAACAUCUGAUUUGGGAUGAUGCAUCUUUGAAGUGGUCAGCAUCUUUCUUGUUUUAGCAUCCAUUCUUAUAUCACUCAGUUUCCAGUUGAUGAUGUUGAAGCUGUAUGUUUCAACAGGAAUAGCUAAGGUGUUGAUAGCUUCAAAUUUGUUAGCUGCGUUAAGUUCAGUCUUCAAUACGAUAUGUUCUCUUGUGUAAUAUUCUUUCCUUAUCUUCUCUUUUAUGGUUGAGUGUUGCAUGCCAUCUCCUUCAUUGGCGCCUAAGUACUUGUGCUUCUCGUGCUCAAGCUCUUCAAUUACAGUGUCCACGUCAAGAUGCAGAUCUGUGGUUUUGGACAGUCUCCCUCUCUUAAAAGUGGCUUUUGCACACUUGUCAAGACCAAAUUCCGUCUUGAUGUCGUUGCUUGUCAUGUCGUGCUUAAAGGCGCUAGAGCAUGACAGAAAAGUAGUGGUGAUAUUGAAUCCCUUGGAAGAUCCCAUUUCUUAUAUUUAUUGGUCUUGAUUUUAGUGUUCCAGCUGCGUGUUGAAGAAUAGCUUCAUGCUUUCAGUAACAAAUUUGAUUGUUGUGGGAUAGAUUCUAUAGAUCUCGUGGCCCUUCUUUAUCCAGGAGUGGGGAACACUAUCAAAGGCCUUCUAGUAGUCUAUCCAGGCUGUGGAUAAGUUCUUCCUCUUUGAUGUAGCCUCUUCCAAUAUGGCUUUAUUGAUCAGAAGCUGGUCUUUGCAUCCAUAGCUUCCCCUUCUAUAGCCCUUCUGCUCUGCAGGUAACAGACCAUUGUCAAGGGAGUUGUAACUCCUCUCAGCGAUAAUGGAGGUAUUAGACUUAUUAUUAUUUAUUAUUAUGAACUGAGGUUUCUGGAGGUAGAACUGCUUUGCGUGGUGUGUAAAGACGUUUAAGUCGAACCACUCUUGCAAGACAAAAGAGGCAGAGGUGCGAGGGUUUGCCACCCAAAGAAACAUGGAACCAGACCAGAUACUCAGGCAGCUCGAAACUGCAAGGAAGUGUCAGUAUACUAGCCAAGUGUUAGAAGUAGAACAAGUUACAUUCGCGCCAUUAGUUUUCAGCACGACUGGUGGAAUGUAAACGAUACCAUAGUAGGCUUGCCGAGCUAGUUGCUACAAAGAAGCGCGAAAGCUAUGCGACUACCAUGUCAUGGAUUCGGGCAUCCUUGGAGACCCAUGGGCAGAUAGUAGGGGCGAGGGAAAGUCUAAACAGGCGGAGAAAUAUGGCACAAAAGAAAAGUAAAGAACGGCCAGAAGAGCCCCUGGGGGCAAUGUCUUACCAGGCUAGUUCCAAACGGUCGCUGCCGUUCUGGCUUCUGAUUGGUGCUAGAAAACUGUGUUUUUCCAUUUACCCUGCUGAUAUUAGCUAUGCUUUGUUUACGAAGCUCACGCGAGUGUCUAGAAUAGUCCAGUUAGAACUGUCAGACAUGAAUUUAGAUACAGUAAAUCCUCGAUCCUCUUAAUUGAAUGGAAUGUUUUUUUAAUUGAGAUAAUUUUGUUUAAUUGAGAUGAAUUUUUAAAUGGAAAUUAAGGGUUUUUAGUGCUUUGACUGAAUAGUUUUUUAACCGAAAUUAAUUGUAAAUAGGAUUUUAUAGUUAGUUUGUUAUCAAUAAAAGAUUAUUUUUUAUUAUUAAAUUAUUAUUGGUAUUAUUAUUAUUAUUACCAUCCGCUACAUCAACAACUGCCUUCCUACAUGUAAGCAUAUGGCAAGACGGGAAUUAUCACAAAGUGGUGAUUGCUCUUUUUGCCUUAAUCCUGAAUCACUCCUUUAUGUUGUCGCUGGUUGUCAACAGUACCGUGAUCGCUUCACCUGGAGACAUGACUCAAUCCUUAACUUCAUUGUCAAGUCACUUCAACCCAUAAUUAAUGUUCACUCUUCAUUCUAUGCUGAUGUUAAUGGUUUUCUGAAUCCUUCAAUAAUAACUGGUGAAAAUUAUCGUCCAGAUCUUCUUUUCCUAAUUCAUUCCAAGUGCCUUUAUGUUCUAUAAUUAACAGUUGGUUUCGAGCUUAACCUUAAUAACAGUGCAGUGAGUAAAAAAGAAAAAUACAUGAACUUGAUCAAAGAAAUGAGCAGAAAUUACAAAUGUGUGAAAUUUGUAAACCUCUCCAUGAGCCCCCUUAGUGUUUUCUGCGACAAAUGCUCCACACUCUUACACAUUAUGAAUGACAUUGGUAUUGACAAAAAGCAGCAACAUUAUAUAAUCAAAAAAUGAUGAAUAUAGACAUUACAGCAGCAUAAUUACAUCUUUUGUUGGAGAAAUAGGAAUUGGGAUAGCCCAGACUUAAUGGAAUUUUAAUUUUUGAAUAUUCAAUCUCAAGCCGCCGAUGGUAAAUUGCCUAUACGUAGCGAGAUUUACAUUUGUAAAUUCCAAAAGACAAAUAAAGUUUCCUUUAUUAUUAUUAUUAUUAUUAUUAUUAUUUGAAUUGCAAAGGGAUUUUGCCAGAAUUUUGUAUUGAGAUUGACUUUUUCUUUUUAUGAAUACUUUACUGAAGUUUUGUGUGCGGCUUUUUAUAAGAUCUUUUAAAAUAAAGUAAUAAAUUUCCUUAUUAUUAUUGUUAUACUACAUGAGAAAUUUCUGCAAUUUGAUUGGCUUAGAUCAGUGGUAUUUCAGCUAAAUUUGAAGUACCUACAUGUGAUAAUUACAAACCUUUUGUGGGAAUUAAGUUUUAUAAACAAAUAAUAGCCUGAUUUGUACGUGAUAUUUGGCAUAAAUACCACUGGUGAUAUUUCAAAAUUGUCUCAAAUUUCACUCGCCUAACGGAUUGUGAAAUUACGUAUAACAAUUUCGAAAUAUCACUCUAGGUAUUUAUGCCAAAUAUCAGUACAAAUCAUGCUGUUACCAUGUCUCACGCCCCUUGGUGGCCUUGCCUCCCAAAGUGUUAAGCAGAAGCUCUAUCCUGUAGCCUCAGGUGUCUGAUCAUCUUGUGUUCUUGGAUAUGAGUCAGAUGACAUGGUUUGUUUAAUUCUUACAUUUCAUAUAAUAUCAUAUAACUUUGUCCUCUUUUAAACAGAAAGCAGCUCCACCACUAGCACUAUAGCUGGCAUUGUUGUUGGGAUCAUAGUUCUGGCGGUUAUUGCUGGCUGUAUUUACUACGUGUUUGUGUACCGAAGGAGACUUGCCAAGCGUCAGGCUGCAGCAGGACAACAUGCAAUGACUGCACAAGUUCAAGUGCCUCCUCCACAAGUUGGGGUACAUCACCCACCCCCACCCUCUCAACCUGGUUAUGGACCACCCCCUCCUGCAGGAUAUAGUGCACCCCCUCCCCCUGGCACUGUACCACCUCCAGGAUAUGCCCCACCCCCUUACAGCCAGGUUGUGGCUGCACCUUACCCUCAGCAAGGUCAGUUGUGUUACAAAAUUAUUAUUAUUGUUUAUUAAUUGAUUAAUUAUUAAUUAUGAAUGAAUUAAUAAUGAAGGAGUAUAUUUGCCAAGAAUUACUACUAGUGAAGAUUCAAGACAACGAAAUGAAACUUAGUUUAGCAUUACAAUUUCACUACAUUUCCUUGCACAAGUUACAUGGCAACUGUUUCAGAGUUUCUUUGCCUAUGGACAGCUAAAGAUCAGAAGUGAGCGGGUUGUAUUCCAGACAAAAUCCUAGCAAUUCAUUGUACUUUGCACCUACAAAGUUUUCUGUUAAAAAACCAAGCAGAUUUGAAUCAAAUCAAAUCAAAUCAACUUUAUUGGUACAUCCAAUUAAAAUGGGUUUUCACAUACCAAUUACAAUAAAAUCUAAUAUGAACAAUAGAAAUUCAAUAUAAACAUUUGAAAGUGAAAAAACAUUACCCUACUAUUUAAAAAAAAUAUAAAAUAUGCAUAAUUACACCUAUUGAGUGUCAAUGGCUUAAAAACUCGUCAAGGGCACGUCCUUUAAUCGCAUUCUUAAAAACAUUAAAUGACUCUAUGUUUGCUAAACUUUCUGGAAGGUCAUUCCAGAGCUGAGCAGCCCUAUAUGAGAAAGAUCGCUGACCUGUUGCUGAUCUAAAAGAUGGUACAUGAAGUUUAUCUUUAUUCCUAGUAUUUCUAGUAUGCAUCUGCCUUCUUGUCGAAAACUUAUUACACAAGGAUGGUGGGGCUAAUCCCUUUAUACAUUUGAAAGCCAUUAAAAUGUCUCUAACCUCCAGUUGCUUAGCAACCGGCAACCAGUGGAGUUCCUUUAACAUCGGCGUGAUGUGCUCAUACUUUCUUGUGCCAGUCACAAUCCGUGCCGCAAAAUUCUGAACUUUUUGAAGCCUAGCAAUGUUCUUUUUUGUUGUACUAGACCACAUGGACGAACAAUAGAAAAUCUUGCUGAACACUAAUGAAUUUAUGAUGGUUAUGAGCGUAGACCUAUCAAACAAAUGUUUCACACGAUUGAUUUGGCACAGGCUACCUGUACACUUAGAUACAACAUCGGUCACAUGUUCGUCAAAACUAAGGCGCGAGUCCACGAUGACCCCCAAAUCUUUUGCAGAACGAGACGGUAGAAUCUCCUUACCGAGUAGCGUAACUCCAAAACCCUCCGGCACACGAGCUAACAUCUGCGGGGUUCCAAGAAGCAAUAACUUAGUCUUAUCUGGAUUUAUCAGCAAGCUGUGUGUGCAACACCAGGCGGCAAUCCGUUGCAAAUCUUCGGAUAAAUGUUCCACAGCCAUGGCUGUCUCCUGGACAGGAAACGAGAGAUAGAGCUGGGAAUCAUCCACGUAACUCUUUAGUGAGCACAGGUUAGGGACAGCUGGAAGAUCGUUGAUGUAUAUAUUAAAAAGGGCUGGUCCCAAGAUCGACCCUUGAGGUACACCAUAAGCUACCUGGCGAGGAUCUGACACCUCACAACCAAUCCUCACCCGCUGAUUCCUGUCCGUCAGAUAGCUUCUAAACCAUUCCAUGGCCUGUAUAGACACACCCAGUUCUCGAAGUUUACGUAAUAGGAUCCCAUGCUCGAUACUGUCAAAGGCCUUUGACAAGUCCAACAGAACCAACGCUGUGACUUGUUUUCGAUCCAUUGCUUCGAGAAUCAUAUCGGACAUGAAAAUAUGGAGUGUUUCUGUCGAGUGCUUCUUCUUGUUUCCAUUUUGAUGUUCAGUUAAACAGUUCUGACGUGUUGUGUACUCCGUUAACUGAUUAAGAGCUGCUCGUUCGCAGAUCUUAGACAGAGCGGGUAGCAGUGAUACUGGCCGGUUGUUAUUAGCAACCUCAUGAUCUCCUUCCUUUAAUACCGGUAUCACCACGGACUCUUUCCAAGCAGAUGGAAAAACUGACGUUAAAAGCGAUCUAUUUAUAAGCUCUGUCAGGUUAAACAAAACAAAACUUCCCUUAAGUCAACAAAACUUCCCUUAAGUCAGUUUGUCGUCAAAAGUGAAAGGAAAGUGAAUUUUAUCAGACCACAGUGGGGGGAGCAUUUUAAAUUGAAGAAUUUCGCUAACAACUAAAAUACACUGUGCCAAGCUUUUCACCCAUGGAGAGUUGGAAAUUGUCAAGGAACAGUGAGGUUUAAAGCGGGGGAAAAGAAAAGAACAGAAAAUUAAAGACAAAACUUAGUAUUAGAAAUGUUCCAUUGUAUCUGUGUAUUAGAGCUAUCUUAAUGACAGGUAUGGUAAGGAAUUUUUAGCCAAUGCUUUCCCAUCGCAUAUCGUGAAUAUCCCACCCUUUAGUGUGUUUUUUCUUUGUGUACACAUUGCUUAGAGGCUUGUUAAUUUACGUGUACCCAGUAUUCCUUUACAAACAGUAGGAUCUAUAGACUUUUCAAAAGUUCGUUUUGAUUGGGUCAUGGAUCAGGAGUGAAAGUGGUCUACUUUCAAGGGUUUUGCACUUGUUCUUGUGACUCAGUCGACUUUUGGGCAAGUCUCUAUGAUCUAGUAUGUUUCCUAUAUAAUUUUAUCACCAUCUGUAGGUGAAGGGGGAAAACGUGCGCAGCUAUAGUCUCUCACGUGGUACAAAACCUCCAUGCUGAAGAGCAAGACGCACUGGGAAAAGACAAACAAAAGAAAUUACUAUUUUAAAUGAUUUAAGACUUUUGUUUUUCUUGUCCCGGCUUUUCCCUUGUACUCCAGCAUGGCAGUGUUGUACCACCUGAUACUAGCUGCAAAGGACUUAUAGAUAAUUGGAGAAGGGGACAUCGCAUUGCAAAAUCAUUAUGUGGAAACAUUGGAGAAGAGAAUAGUUAGUAAAGGUUUCGUGAUAUGAUUGCGUUUUGUCUUGACUAAUCAUAUGUUUAUAUUUAAAGAUAAAACUGGACAAUACCCUCCGCCGCAGGGUGGGCCAGCACCCUACCCAGUUCAGCAGACUGCAGGAGCCCCACCCUACCUCCCUGGCCAGCCACUAGCAGUGGCUCCUUAUCCACCAGAGCAGCCAGGAGGUGCACCAGGCUACCCUACAGCUCCACCAGCGGGUGUCGCACCUUACCCAGCAGUGGCACCUGGAGGUACUACCCCCUACCCCUCAGCAGCACCUGGAGGCUCUGCACCCUACCCCACUGCACCACCAUGA